Pleuronectes platessa (European plaice) is the source of this 5152-nucleotide messenger RNA. RefSeq names its product KN motif and ankyrin repeat domain-containing protein 1. The coding region runs from base 1 to 3774 and encodes 1257 amino acids. Lineage: Eukaryota; Metazoa; Chordata; Actinopteri; Pleuronectiformes; Pleuronectidae. Gene Ontology annotation, molecular function: protein binding. Gene Ontology annotation, biological process: negative regulation of actin filament polymerization. The record is from RefSeq and is a predicted model, not a curated record. Gene Ontology annotation, cellular component: cytoskeleton; cytoplasm. The transcript is spliced from 11 exons.
AUGGAUCAAGGCCAGGACAUCUUAAGAACUGUGUCAGGUCAAAGAACUGAAGAGUGUGUUCCUAACUACUUUGGGAUUGACUACAUUCAUCAGUCUGACGUGGGAAACCUCAAGUUUGUGGACAGUUUCCAAAACUGCACCAUCAUUAAGCGGCUAAGCCUUAAGAGGCGGCCCAGAGCGGCUGUCAAUAAUGCAGAAAAAACGCAGAGUGGUGUUUCAUCCAGUCAGUGGUAUUCUGAAGAAUCCUUCAAAUCAUCAAGCACAGAUGAUACAAGACAAUUGGGUUUAUCUGCCACAGCGAGAGGUCGACCACCACUUCCUCCGCCACAUGGUCCCUCCUUGGAUACUAAGCUGACAAAGAAUGAGGGACUAGGAAACUCUCAAAUACUUACUGAGUCAAAGCCUCAACCUACUGUAAGAUCUAUAAAAAGACCUGCUAUGGAGACCCACAAGCACCUGGAGCAGGCGGUGACCAGCCAGCCUCCACCUCAGCCUCCACCUCAGCCCCAACCUCGGCGACGACUGGCCAGCUUUGGAGGGGUAAGCUCCCCUGGGUCACUUUCCCCCUUCACUGGCCUUGUGGCAUAUAAUCAGAACAACAGUGGAAACAAGUCUACUGGAACAGGGAGUGACAUGAAUGUUCACCUUAGCUCAUCCCUUGGCACCAGAGGCAGCACAGGGAGCCUGACAUUUAGCCCACAGAGCUCUGGUAGAACAACUCCAGUUCCGAGUCCCGGCUCCAUGCACCUGCAGCAUGUCCGUGACCAGAUGGUGGUAGCUCUGCAGAGGCUGAAGGAAUUGGAAGAGCAGGUGAAAAUCAUCCCUAUCCUCCAGGUAAAAAUAUCAGUCCUUCAGGAGGAAAAGAGGCAACUCCACUCUCAGCUCAAGAACCAGAGUGACAAUGAGGACAUGAACGAUGGGAUCUGUAGGAGAGCUGAUAGCAUGGAAAGGUCUGAUAUUAAGGUGCAUACAGAAGAGGGACACACAGUGCAGAGUGACCCAAACAACCUAAGUGAAUUCAAGAAACUGACUAAAGAGAUGCAGGCACUGGAAAGAAGCCUCAAGGGUGGACAUUUGCACGCUAGGCUAGGACAAGGCCAUACCUCUGCUCAUGAAAAUACAGUCCUAGUUGGAAUUGAUGAAGACGCCACGUUGCCUAAACCUUCAAAAGAAAACAAAUGUGUGUCCACAAAUCAGGUAGAGACCAGGGACAUUGCAACGGAGGUGACUGAAGUUAAUCUAGGAAUUUACAGUGUGAGGGAAGCAGAGCUUGAUGCCCAACAGCUAUUAAUUGGUGCCCUGAAGGAGAGAAUUUCUUACUUGGAAGCAGAGUUGAAAGAAUCAGCCCUCCAGACAGAGAUGAGUCGGCUGAAACUGGAGCUUCAGGUGGCAGGAGCUAGGAGCAGAGCUGACAAAGCAUGUCUUGCAAAGCCAUCCACUGUGAGCACAGGUAUCGAAGCGAGGCCACACACCACGAGCCAGGGAGUGGGUAAUCACACAGAGGUACGGGACAUCAGCACGGGGGAGGCAACAGAGGUAAAGAGCGUGGGAGUACCAUGUUGUGGACCGGAGCUGAGGAACGUUUGCACCGGACCAGAAUUACCCAUGAGCCGCUGGGAGAUCAGAGAGCGAGUUGAGACCAAAGAAAAGGGCGUGGGGAUUCAGGUUUUAACAAACACACAGGGCGUUUUGACGGAGAUAAAGAUGUGUGAUGCAGAAACCAACACAGAGCCACCAAUGGAGAUUGUGGGGUUAAAGAAAGGAAAGACUCAGUAUCGUUCAGUGGCUUGUGGGGACUGUUCUGUUGAUGUGAUCAUCUGUGAACCAAAGGAACUGGUUUCUGAAGGUAUGGCCACAGAUCCAAUCAAUAGAGCUGAACUGGGAAUCAUGGCAUCACCGCUGACAGCUUCACAGCGUACCAACACUGUAUCCAGCUCAGUGUCUCGCUUUACCAACACCAGGCAUACCUUCAGCACAGACUCCAGCACUAAUACUCUCCUCAGUACCCAAGACAAGCACACCAACACCACUCAGACUCUUACAAGGGCUGUGUCUGUAGGGAACCGGGUCACAGACAUCAAACGCACCCCAGAGACCCGUACCAUCGGUGUCGGAACUGCAACUCUGGUUGGAAAUGGUCUCAAAAUGACCAGAGACACUGGUGUAGGGUUCACAAAUAUUAAUGAGAAUUUCCUGGUAGGACUGAAAACCCGAAAUAUGGCCUCUGGACCAUCCCAUCUGCCUGACCCUAUCAAGACAAGAAGUAUCGGUGUAGGAGAGGGGAGGAUACGGGAUUUUUCAUCUUCACGCAGUACACCUGCCCCGAGUUUCCAGCAAUCUUCGCAGUCCCAGUGGGACCCUGAGCUUAACCACUACAUAGAAAAGAUGCAGAAGCUCCUCGGGGAGCAUGGAAACCUGCUCACAGAGGACUGUUCAAACCAGUACAGUGGUCAAGGAAACGACAGCUCCAGGUGGUCCGGCAACAACAAAGCUGAGGUCCAUCAUUUAUAUUCUCAGCCACCAGUCAGCAGAGAGUACCAGUCUCCAUUUCCACUGUCAGUCCACUCUAAAUGUGAAAAAACAAACCCAGAAACCUGCCAACAGAGCGGCAAUGAAUCUGAGGUGAAAAGAAUGAUACAGCUGUUAGAGCAACAGGCAUCCUCGGCCCUGCAAGACAAGUCAGCUUAUCCUGGCGUGCAUCUGCCUGUGACAAAGAAACAGAAUGGAGAGCCAGGCUGUAGCAGUAACAGGAGGAGCAUGAAGUUCAUGAGGGUGACAGCAGGACUGGACCCCAUGCCGCCUUAUGAGCUCCCGGUCAGUGAGAAAGGAAACUCGGAGGAAGGGGACAGGAGAGGAAACAAAAAGUUAAGGGAACCCUUUCAAGGUACGACUCAAGCAAGAAAGGGCAAAGGAGGCUCCAACAAGGGGGUGAAGACGUCAAAGCCGCACACACAACAGAGGUGUAAGUUAAGUGAAAAGAUUUUCUCUGCUUGUCAAGCCUUAAAGAUGCACCUGAGUGAUGACACAGCUCUACCCAACAGGGAAUUGCAUAACUGCCUACAAACGCUCCAGCAGGAGUGGUUCUCCGCGUCCAGCCACAAGUCGGCUGCUCCCGAUGCUGUGGCAGACUACUUGUCAGCGUUCCGGGUCAUUUCGCCUGCGGUAUUGCGGCACAUUGCGAAUAUGGUCGACGGCAAUGGAAACACAGCUCUGCACUACAGCGUGUCUCACUCCAACUUUGGCAUUGUCAAGAGACUGCUGGAUGCAGAGGUGUGUAACGUGAAUCAGCAGAACAAAGCCGGCUACACGCCCAUCAUGCUGGCGGCGCUAGCAGCUGUGGAGAGUGCAGAGGACAUGAGGGUUGUGGAGCAGCUCUUCACAAAGGGAGAGGUCAACGCCAAGGCCAGCCAGGCCGGUCAGACCGCUCUCAUGCUGGCUGUGAGCCACGGCAGAAUGGGCGUGGUGCAGGCCCUCCUGGCGCAGGGGGCGGAGGUCAACCUCCAGGAUGACGAGGGCUCCACCGCGCUGAUGUGUGCCAGCGAGCAUGGCCACGCUGACAUCGUGAAACUCCUGCUGGCCCAAGCAGACUGCGACGCCACCCUGACCGACGGUGAGGAAAGCACAGCCCUGUCCAUUGCACUGGAGGCCGGACAUCACGACAUUGCAGUGCUGCUUUAUGCUCAUGCCAACUUCUCCAGAGGACAACCGGGGGCCGGCGCUCAUCACAGUGGAAAGUCCCUCUCCUCCCCUGGUGGCAGACAUCAUUUUGAAUAAUGCGAUGGCUCAAAUUCAGAUUCAUGAGAGUCACAUUCAUGAGGCGAUUCCGAUCAAAUCUCUCAUAACGAACAUGAGGAUUUUAACAUUCUCAGUUUUAACCUCUGUCAGACAAAUUCUUUAACAUUGUAAUUUACCAAUUGACAGGAUACUAGUCAUUACACAUCAGCAGCAGCUAAUAUAUGCAUAGCAGAGAAUAUUGGUUUGUAUUAAUAAUAUAUAACAUUUAAUGUUUGAACCUGCAGUUGUUUUGUUAUAUGCAUUACUUCAAAUAGGGUCUUUAUUCCUGGCGAUUCAGUUUUUUUGCAAAUAAUAUUUCAAAUAUUUUAAGAUACAUAAGAUACAAAAAGUUGAUUUGACAAAAUAGCUACAUAGUAAGUAAAGAUUUUGGGAUCACUGUAUGUCCAUAUUUGUAUUGUUAUGGAAUAGAUUUAUAUAUAUUUAGGAACUGAUGUGUUACUAUUUCUAUAUUCUUUUAAUGGAAGAAUGUCAAACUUUGAUAUUUUUCAAUCAUAAAACGACAUGUUAUUACUUAAGACUGAAGCAGGAACUUCUGCUGAUAUUCAUGCAACACAUUGUUGAUAACGUGCAACGGAAUAUUUCAGCACUUGGGAAAAAUGCUCAUUUGCUUUCUCACAAAAUGAGAAGAAGGUUUAACAUGAGGAUAGCUUGGGUGUGAUACAGAUAACACAACGUCACGUUACUUGCUGAGCUGGACCCAAAUGCAAACAAAGAAAGACCGCAAGGCCUGUAAAAAAUGUUUUGUCAGCUGAAGAACUCUGGUGAUACGAAACUGAAACUAAAAACAGAUCAGGAGACACAGGAACUGGACAUAAAAAACAAAACUGAAUCGACGACCUGACACAUUUGACUGGGAGCACAGGGAUAGGAGAAAUGUCAGGGAUCAGUGGACACAGGUGAAACAUCCGGACAGGGGCACGCAAUCACAAGUAAAAGACUGGAACUAAACCAGUAGGAGACACAAGGAAAGGGGCUUCAGAAUAAAACAGGAAAAUUUGACAUGAGGGAUAAUAAAAGGUAACUUAACAGAUGCACAAGGAAUAUGAGAUAAAGAAUACAAAAAACAAAUCCAAUAUACCUAAAUCGACACAGAAAUAAUACAAAACAGCGACUGACGACAAAAUAAAGUUCAAACCAGAUUGAUUAAUAAGUAAGCUUUAAGAGGCUUUGAACCAUAUACAAAUGGAUGUAGACUCCAGGUCCAGAAAGUGAAGCCAAUGUAGAACUCCCUGACUCGUGUAUUAUCUCAAAUGACCAGCAGAGGGUGACUCCACUGGUUUUCAAAGAAGUCUGUUUGAAUAAAUGUCUCUGAUCCUACUUCUUACUUGAUUUUUUACAUCAGUAAACAUGUUCCUAA